This is a messenger RNA of Medicago truncatula (barrel medic), 3681 nucleotides long. RefSeq lists its product as uncharacterized. The coding region runs from base 343 to 3681 and encodes 1112 amino acids. Lineage: Eukaryota; Viridiplantae; Streptophyta; Magnoliopsida; Fabales; Fabaceae. The transcript is spliced from 4 exons. The record is from RefSeq and is a predicted model, not a curated record.
ACAUUGAUAUUAACGUUUCAUCUUUCCCUUUCUCUUUCAUUUGAGAACACACGUUCUCUUUCUUCUCCCACCACAAGCCAAUCGACCGGAACCAAGCCAACGCCGGCGAGCUGCGACCGCGACCGCGACCACUCUCCCUCCAUCCAUCACCGGUUUCAAUUGGGUCUGAUUCAAUACAAAUUCAAAUAGCUUCAAACAUUCAACUUUGGCGACUCUAUUCUACUCAACUCUCUCUUUCUCUGCACUGUUCUACGUUUACGGCAUUUUCGGGGUUGUUGCGUUCUUGCUUCUCUGUGUUGCUGUAUUGCUGCUUCUUGCGUUGGUGUGUUCAGUAAACCAAACAUGAUAAAGAAGGAUUGGGUGGCGUUGCCUCCACAUAGUCAAAGUUACAAGGAUGGUGUUAAUUACUUUUUGGAUAUUGCAUUCACCAAAGGAAUGGUUGAAGAAGAAGAGAUUUUGUGCCCCUGUGCUGUAUGUUGCAAUGAUAGUUGGGAAACCAGAGAUGUAGUGUUCGACCAUUUAUGUAGCAAAGGAUUUGUAAAAGGAUACGUGGAAUGGAUUUAUCACGGUGAAGAUGAAAGUCUUAUGGAUCUUGAUGGUGAUAGUCAUGACGAAACAUCAUCUCAUGAUGAUAUUAAUGGGUUACUUUUUGAGACGUUUAAAGAUGUCGCUGAUGGAGGUAGAGUACAUGAAGGGCUAAAUGAAGAUGCAAAGAAAUUUUAUAAACUAGUUGAUGAUGCAAAUCAAGAGUUAUACCCUGGUUGUGAAAGUUUUUCCUCGUUAUCAUUCACUAUUCGAAUCUACUUGUUGAAAUGCCUCCAUGGAUGGAGCAAUGCAUCGUUCACUGCUCUCUUAGAAUUGUUGAAAGAGGCUAUGCCAGAUUUGAACAUCCCUGUCUCUUUCAAUAAAACAAAAUCUAUGAUAAAAGAUUUGGGCUUAGACUAUAAAAAGAUUGAUGCAUGUCCCAAAAAUUGCAUGUUGUUUUGGAAAGAGCACGAGAAAGAUGACUCAUGUCAUAUUUGUGGCGCAUCAAGGUGGAUAGAAUAUCCUGAAGUUGCUAAUGAGCCUGACGAAAUUAAAAAAGCUCACAAGGUUCCCGCCAAAGUUCUAAGACAUUUUCCUUUGAUUCCAAGAUUGAAAAGACUCUUUAUGUGUUCAAAGACAGCCGACACAUUAAGGUGGCACUCAGAUAAGCGUUCAAGGGAUGGGAAGUUAAGGCAUCCGGCCGAUGCCAAAGCAUGGAAAGACUUUGAUGCAAAACAUUCAGAUUUUGCUCGUGAAACCCGUAACAUCAGGCUUGGGUUGGCAAGUGAUGGGUUUAAUCCAUUUAGGACUAUGAGUCUUUCACAUAGUACAUGGCCUGUUGUAUUAACAAUAUAUAAUUAUCCGCCAAAUUUGUGCUUAAAGGCUGAAAAUUGUUUAAUGUCGUUAAUUAUUCCUGGACCAAAGUCACCCGGAAAUGCAAUUGAUGUGUAUUUACAACCACUUAUUGAGGAGCUGAAGAUAUUGUGGAAUGUCGGUGUAGAAACGUAUGAUAUUUCCAAAAAUGAAACAUUUCAAAUGCAUGCAGCUCUUAUGUGGACUGUGAAUGACUACCCUGCAUAUGCUAUGCUAUCUGGUUGGAGUACAAAAGGGAAGUUGGCUUGCCCCGCUUGUAAUCAUAAAACUUCUUCAAGAUACUUAAAACAUAGUCGAAAGAUGUGUUAUAUGGGUCAUCGAGUCUUUUUGGAUUCAAAUCAUGUAUGGAGAUCAAAUUCAACUUCUUUUGAUGGAAAGCCAGAAUAUAGGUCUGCACCUUCUUUGUUAGAUUCAAAAAAGAUUUUAAAAGACUUAAAAAAGAUCCCUGACAUGUUGGAAAAGGAAAAAAAGAAAAAAAGGCUUGGUCCAUUGGGGAAGAAAAAAAAGAAAAAAAGGCUUGGUCCUUGGAAGAAAAAGUCUAUCUUUUGGCAAUUACCAUAUUGGAAGGACAAUUCUUUGCGCCAUAAUUUAGAUGUUAUGCAUAUAGAAAAGAACAUUUGUGAUAAUAUAAUCGGGACUCUCUUGGAGAUUGAAGGGAAGAAAAAGGACCAUGCAAAAGCUCGUUUGGACUUGCAACACAUGGGGAUUAGAAAAAAGCUCCACUUGAAAGCAACGAGUGAUGGUAAGAAAACUCAAAUCCCUAAAGCAUGUUUCUCCCUAACAAAGCAUGAGAAAUCUGUUUUUUGUGGUGUUUUAAAGACAGUAAAACUUCCUGAUGGCCUUGCUUCUAAUAUUUCUCGAUGUGUUCAAGUUAAUGAAGGAAAAGUUUCUGGGUACAAGAGUCAUGAUGCUCAUAUUAUAUUGCAUUACUUGUUGCAAGUAGCAAUAAGAGGGAUAGGCCCUAAUCAAGUUGUUAUUCCUUUGCUUCAGCUUUGUUCAUUUUUUCGUUGUUUAUGCCAAAAGGUUAUAGAUGUGAAAACUUUGGAACGCUUGGAAGUAGAAAUUGCUGAAACACUUUGUCAAUUCGAGCGUAUUUUCCCUCCAAGUUUCUUUGACAUAAUGGUUCACUUACCAAUUCACCUUGCAAAUGAGGUCAGAUUAGGUGGGCCAGUUCAGUUUCGAUGGAUGUAUUACAUGGAGAGAUAUUUGGGUGAUUUAAAGUCUUUUGUUCGGAAUAGGAGGUAUCCAGAGGGUUCUAUCGCUGAAGCAUACGUGGCUAAAGAAGGUCUAACAUUUUGUUCAAGAUAUUUGUCUAGUGCUGUUGACACAGGGAUGAAUAGAAUGACACGAAAUAGCGAUGAUACUCCAAGCAUAGGUCAUCCAAUUGGGGGAAAGAAACUAGUUUGUUUUGAUCAUAAGGAUCUAAACCAGGCCCAUGGCUACAUUUUAUUCAAUUGUGAUGAAGUGCAGGAAUAUAUUAGAGAGCAUGAGGUUAAUGUUCAUAUUCCUAAAAACAAAAGAAAGUCCAGCAAAGCUAUCAAUCAAAGAGAAGAUUUUAUUCAAUGGUUUGAAACACGUGUCAUGGAUGAGGAAGUAACCGAAUGGUUAAAGGUGUUGUCUAGGGGGCCAAAUGAGGUUGUUAAAAGGUAUUCUGGUUAUGUUAUUAAUGGAUACAGAUUUCAUACAACACAACGUGAAGCGAGGCUUAAAACACAAAAUAGUGGUGUGACAUUAGAAGCGGUGACUCAAGUUCUUAGAAAUGCAAAGGAUGAAAAUCCCAAAAAUAUUUGUGUGACUUACUAUGGGGCAAUAAAAGAUAUCAUAGAGUUAGAUUAUUAUGAUCAUGAAAAAUAUGUGUUGUUCAAAUGUGAUUGGUUUGUGGCUGAAAAGGAUAAAUAUGGAUCCCCAUGUGUUUACUUUAACAAAAAAUGCUACAAAAAUGAUCCAUUUGUGUUGGCAUCUCAAGUUCAGCAGUGCUUCUAUAUUGAAGAUCCUUUUAACAAGAACAAACACUAUGUUUUGACAGCACUUCCAAGGGAAUCAUUUGACAUGGGAGAAUGUUUGAGUUCAGAUGGCCAAGAAUAUGAUAUUCCAACAAAUCUUGAUAUUUUAAAGGAUGAUUUUGAAGUGGAUUUUGUUAGAAAAGAUGUACCAGAUGAUAUCUUUGAAAUGCCUUUGUCAGAACUCCACAAGCAAAAAGCAAUUGAAAGUGAUCACAGUGACACGAGUCUUGAAAGUGACGAUGAAACCACUGAUGAUUCUGAUGAUUCUAGUACUGAUUAG